GAGCACCAAAGCGCCUUAUUUCUAACCAAGGGCGGGAGUUUUGUAACAAGGAUGACGGAAGACAAGCCCCAGAGGAAGACGUCAGCCAGGAAUCCCCGUGAAGUCAGCCUCCUGCUGGGGGCGCGGCAGCAGCAGCAACCGAUGGCAAGUCUGGGGAAGCAGGCCACAUAUGAGAGUGCCUUGCUAGCGGCGGGGAGCACACUGGACCUGGUGGACGCUGUGGCUGCCGGGAGACUUCAGAACAGCUUUGCUAUUGUCAGACCGCCCGGCCACCACGCCAUGGAGAGUGAGUUCUGCAGCUACUGCCUCGUCAACAGCGUGGCGCUGGCUGCCCGACACGCCCUCAACACACACCGCCUCAGCCGCACCCUCGUAGUGGACUGGGAUGUGCACCACGGACAGGCCACACAGCAGGCCUGAGAUGAGGGUGAGAUGGAGGUGUGGCCAGGCCUGUACACACACCUCACCUCCCAGCUGAUGGCCCUGGCGUGGGGCAAGGUGGUGCUGGUGCUGGAGGUGUGGCCAGGCCUGUACGCACACCUCACCUCCCAGCUGAUGGCCCUGGCGCGGGGCAAGGUGGCGCUGGUGCUGGAGGUGACCAGUCUGACCUCACCCAAACAUUGUGGCAGGAACUGAGCACCACACAUCCACACACUGGGUGGGAGCUGCCUGCCGUGCAGGCCAAGAGUGCCGCCCACACCCUCAGUGCCUUGCUGGGCCACCACUGCC
Molecule: messenger RNA, 729 nt
Organism: Eriocheir sinensis (Chinese mitten crab)
Lineage: Eukaryota; Metazoa; Arthropoda; Malacostraca; Decapoda; Varunidae
Product: polyamine deacetylase HDAC10-like
Exons: 7
Coding region: 52-420 (122 amino acids)
Biological process (GO): chromatin organization
Cellular component (GO): histone deacetylase complex
Molecular function (GO): histone deacetylase activity
Source: RefSeq, a predicted model, not a curated record